GUCACUUCCUUAGAUUCCUUAGGAAAGGAAGAUGGCGGCUGUAGAAGAGCGAGUGGAGAGGGGUACCGGAGCGCUAGAUUCCGAUUCGGUUUCACCCAGAUUAUCCACUCCUCCACCGGAUCAGCCUCACCAGAACAACCCGCUCUUGGGACUUCCCAUCGUGGCGAUCGAGACCAUUCUAAAUUUCUUGUCUUACGACGAAAUCAGUCUGCUGCGAUUGGUGUGCAAGCGGAUGGACAUGAUCUGCCAGCGCAUGCUGAACCAGGGCUUCCUCAGGGUGGAGCGCUACCACAGCCUGUGCCAGAAGCAGGUCAAAGCCCAGCUGCCCAGGCGGGAGUCGGAGCGGAGGAACCACUCGCUGGCUCGCCACGCGGACAUCCUGGCUGCCGUGGAGACGCGCCUCUCCUUGCUCAACAUGACCUUCAUGAAGUACGUGGACUCCAACCUGUGCUGCUUCAUCCCGGGCAAGGUGAUCGACGAGAUCUACCGCGUGCUGCGCUACGUGAACUCCACGCGGGCGCCCCAGCGGGCCCACGAGGUCCUGCAGGAGCUCAGGGACAUUUCCUCCAUGGCCAUGGAGUACUUCGACGAGAAGAUCGUCCCCAUCCUCAAGAAGAAGCUCCCCGGGGCCGACCUCUCCGGACGCCUCAUUGGCUCCACCCCAGUGGCAGGCCCCUCCACCUCGCUGACCACCAUGUCCCUGCUGGCCAAGAACACGCCGUCGCGCUCGGAGAUGACCAAGGUGCAGCAGCAGGUGAAGGUGAACGGGGCGUCCAUGACGGCGCUGCGGCGGGAGAUGUCGGAGGUGCGGGUCAAGCAGCUGGAGCAGCAGAAGCAGCUGCAGGACCAGGAGCAGAAGCUGCUGGAGCAGACGCAGGUCAUCGGAGAGCAGAACGUGCGAUUGGCCGAGAUGGAGCGCAAGCUGCGCGAACUGAUGGACAGCGCCGUGGGGGGCGGGGCCGGCGGAGGCCCCGCCUCCUCCUCCUCCUCCUCCUCUUCCUCCUCCGCCAACGCCGUGGUGUCCGCUGCGGGGGCGGCGGCGGCGGCAGUGGGCGCCGACGGCCCCCCCAACAAACGUACAAGGAAGAGCCCGGACUCUCCCCGCCAGUCCAAGCGUCUGCGCAGCAAGAAGUAGAGGAACUCUACCCUUUUUUUUUUUUUUUGUUAUUUGAUUUUUAAUUUUAUUUUAAAAAAUUUUUUUGUUCUCUCUCUGUUGUUUAAGACGCCCCACCCGUGCCCUGUGAUGUCAUUUUUUGUUUUGAAUGCCGUUUGGGGAGGGAGGAUGAGGAAGGGAAGGGUGGUGAAGCAAGAAAGUGUGGGCCAGGGGCUCCACAUCAGCCUGUUUCCUUGUGUUAAGUCAGCGUCAUUGCCUAAAAAUCACCCCCCCCCCAACACCCACUUAUACACAUACCCCCUAUACUUACAUAUGCCCAGGCAUGCAGUUGGGCUUGUUUAGACUCUACUAGGGGGAAGCAGUGGGAGAACCUGAGGCAACAGUUAAUCUGUUCAGGAGGGAAAGCUAAAAUGGCGUCACACACAAGGAGUCCUACGCAGGCUGGGACACGCAAUUAGCCAAAGAGAAUCUUCUGUCUUGUCUAUCCGUGUAGCCGGCACACUUCACUGUGGGCAGCGAUCGACUGGACGAGCAGCCUUGGGGGUAAAAGACGGCAAAAAAAAUUCAGUCUUCUCUUCAAGUGGCCGUGGUCAGGAGGCGCUUGAGAAGCCCCACUUUCAGAAAUGAUCAUGGGGUCAGUGUAAAAAAAAAAACAAAACAAAAAAUGAACUCCCCCGCCCCUAGAACAACUUUUUUUUUGUUCAUUUAUUAAAUGUGUGAAGCACUCUAAAUGUAUUCACUGGCAUGUUUUUUUUUUUUUUUUUAAGUCCAUAGUAUUCCUGUCAGCUAUGUAUAUAAACCCCUCUUAUUGUGGAGGACUAAAUCCACUGCUUCUUGUGAUAGGUAAUGAAUAAUUUUAUGUUCAGGAAGAUGGAAGUCAUUUCUUCUUAAUGAUUGUUGUUAUUUUGUGAAGCGGGGGAGGCAGGAUUGGCCGGCUCGUGUCUGAGCAUGUGCAGUCUGGUUUGGCUGCGGCGCUAUACCUGCUGUUGUGAGCCUCGCCUCAAGUGUCCGUGUGUCCUAGGAGAUCACCGCCCCGUAAGGAAACACAUUGCAUAAGUACCCUCUUAAUCCGUCACGCCCAGCAGGGAUGAUGCACAUUUUUUUUGAAGAGGGAUUUUUAAAAAUUUUUUAUAUCGACUAGAUCCAUUGCAUUAAAAUAUUAGUUGUUGAAGGGGUUUUUUUUUUUUUUUGAGGGAAUUACUAUUAUUAUCUUCCCCCUAUGAGCUGGCCACAUGUUUUUGGUUUUUUCCCCCCAUUCUUUGAGCCAUUUCCAGCGUGGUGAAUGGGAAUGGAUGACCAUAAUGGGGUCUCUCACUAUCGUGAAGGUAACGGAUGCUGGCAGGAAAAGUGAGAUGACUGUGAUGUCAGUGGAUGGAUAACCAGACCAAUGAACCGUGGUGUCAAGUAAUUCUAAACCUUGGUCUUUCCCCAAAAAGGUUUUACGUGGACUCUGUCCCCCUGAGUCAUCUGCUAGGCCGCACGGCUGCAACCCCAGGCCUGCCGCUGCGGCGUUGCGUGCGCAGAUUCAUUCACUGAAGUCUUGAGGUGGGUUGUGCAAUUUCCGUUCGUGAUGAAGGGAGGUCAAAAAUGUGCCGUCUUGUGUGGAGAAAUUCAGUGUAGCCUUGAUCAUGUGACGGGGGUGGGUGGGGGGGCGGGGGGGUGGGUGGCUGGGUGGGGGGUUGGUGUUCAUCUUCAGCCGUGACAUCACUUCCUGGCAGUUACUUUAGCGGCACGUUGGCAUGGAAACGCCUGGAUAAAGUCUGUAGCGUGGUGUCCGUGCCACAAACACUAGCGUGGAGGUGGCCAGGCAGAUCGACUUUUCUUUCUUCCCAGAUUCUGAAAGGGUCCACCAUGUCUUGGAAGUGAUUUUUUUUUUUUUUGUCUUGGGCUAGAAAAUGUCCGGUUAGAACAGUCUUCUGCUGGAUACCACUGUAAUUUCAUUAAGGUGGUGUCGUCUGACUGGCCUCGUUGCUUUUUUUUUUUUUUUAAUAAAAACUUGUGACUUUUUUUUUUUUGACACAGACUGGUAACUUUUCUCCAGAGUGGUUUGUGUCAUAUUUCUAUUUUGUACAAAAAGAAAAAAAAAUACUAAAGUGGUCUGGCUCCUUCCUAAUACACAAUAAGAACACAUACAUUAGUUAAAUCUCAUUUAAGAUCUGUUUGAAAUACAGAAAACAAAUACCACCAGGUCCUUGGAAAUAUUCAUAACGUAACCCAAAUUAUUAAGAGAUGCUUGGAUUAUGCAGCUGUAUAUACUGGGUGAGAUGCUGUUCACGACUGGAAGAUCUAGUCACCACUGAACCAGUUUGUCUUUCAGUACUGCAAAACCAUUGAAGUCUAUUAAACCCCCUUGAUUUAUAUGACUAAUAAGUCAUAACUUAUUUGGUUUGACUUCAUAAAACCUUCCAAGUUUACGGCAGUUGAAAGGUUUCUUGACUUGGAAUGUUGCUUUUUAGACAGAUUUAUGGUCUCAGCUGUGUAAAAGACCUUUGUCCCAUGAUAUCAAGAUUACAUAUUGACUAUUUUUGAGAGGAAAAUUUGCCAAAUGACCAGGAUGUAUACCGUAGCAGAUUUCUGGUGAAGGCUUUGGGAGGUGGUGGAAUGGGAGGAGCGAAGUCACCAUUUGAUUUUGUUUGAAAACUUUACAUUUUACUUCUCCUCCAUAAAUAACCAGAUAUAUUUCGCACACUUCUUUAUUGCCUUGUAAGUAAUAUCUUGUGAAAAGUCAUCGUUAGAAGCAUUUCAUUAGCUAAGGAUGACAGAAGCCGCACAUGGUGAGAGAAACUAAAGAUGGCUUCCCCUGACAGUGAGGCAUGCUGGGGAUUGCAGUUAAACCACCGGAGACAUGCGAAACGGUCUCACUCACGCGUUAAACGUAGCCUGGCCACUGUGGACAGACACAGGAAUAUGUUAGCUUGCGGCUUCAUGCGAGACAGCGUCUCCUGUUUAGAAAUUACUGUACUGUAAACUUUAUGUAUUUCAGAGUUCAGAUUGUGGAUUAUUUCAUGUAUGUAAAACAAAAAUAAACUCAAUCUUGUAACCUGCC
Messenger RNA from Anguilla rostrata (American eel), 4160 nucleotides. RefSeq names its product F-box protein 28 (gene fbxo28). The transcript is spliced from 5 exons. The record is from RefSeq and is a predicted model, not a curated record. Gene Ontology annotation, biological process: protein polyubiquitination. NCBI's taxonomy places the organism in Eukaryota, Metazoa, Chordata, Actinopteri, Anguilliformes, Anguillidae. Gene Ontology annotation, molecular function: protein binding. The coding region runs from base 32 to 1135 and encodes 367 amino acids.